CUUACCUUUAUGAUUGAUUGUACAGUUCUGUGGCAGUAUAUUCAUGCGUAUGGCACCUCAGCACGUUCCUUAGUUGUUCUUUUCUUCUUUGUUUAGUAGCAUCAUUUUCUUGACUUGUUUGAAGACAAGAAGACAAGUUGGGAAUUACCUUACCUGGGAAAGGGUGAAAAUGACGAGGUUGUCACUUGGGAUUGACAUGGCCGGUCCGGCAACCAAGUGGUGGGAAGAGGUCAACGAGUCAGUUCAAUGGCAGGAUGGGAUUUUCUACUCCCUUUGUGCUUCCUAUGCUCUUGUUUCAGCUGUUGCCCUGAUUCAAUUAAUAAGGAUUGAGAUGAGGGUACCGGAGUAUGGAUGGACAACACAAAAGUUUUUUCAUCUGAUGAACUUUGUUGUAAAUGGAGUUCGCGCCGUUGUCUUUGGAUUUCACAAACAAGUGUUUCUGUUCCAUCCUAAGGUGCUGACUCUGGCAAUAUUGGACCUACCAGGGCUCCUUUUCUUCUCAACGUUCACUCUCCUCGUCCUAUUUUGGGCUGAGAUAUAUCACCAGGCCAGGAGUUUACCAGCAGAUAAGCUCAGAAUUUCUUAUAUUUCAAUAAAUGGUGUGAUAUACUUCAUUCAGGCCUGUAUCUGGGUUUACAUCUGGGUCAAUGACAAUAGCACAGUGGAAUUCAUUGCGAAGAUAUUUAUGGCAGUUGUAUCAUUUAUUGCAGCAUUGGGCUUUCUGCUCUAUGGUGGGAGGUUAUUUCUCAUGCUGCGGCGCUUUCCUAUUGAAUCUAAAGGGAGGAGAAAGAAGCUUCAUGAGGUUGGAUAUGUGACUGCCAUAUGCUUCACCUGCUUCCUCAUUAGAUGCUUUGUGGUUGUGUUAUCUGCUUUCGAUUCUGAUGCAUCUCUUGAUGUCCUGGACCAUCCUAUUCUGAAUCUGAUAUUCUACCUGCUGGUAGAAAUUCUUCCUUCAGCUCUUGUGCUCUACAUCCUGCGAAAAUUGCCUCCAAGAAGAAUAUCUGCACAAUACCAUCCAAUCAGUUAGCUGCAGCAGACUUUUAUCACCGGUCCUACUACACUUUCCCAUGGUUUCCCCUGCAGAAGCUAAGUGGAGUUCUGCAGGAAAUGUGGAGAUGCUAAUAGGAUCCAUGUGCAUUAAUUUUGUGGAAAGGCCAAGAUGUCAACUCUUUCCCCAGUUGUUAAUAAACAAAAGGUUGAGCUGUUUUACUUACAUUAUAUUAUUUAUGUGGUUGUGUCGUGAAGCAUCAGACGAACAAUUGUUCCACAAGUUCGUGAAAAAUAUCCUAGUCAUGAUGUAUUGAUGCAGAGGGUUAUCAGUUUCAUCACUGUACUAUUUUAUUCUAACUGUGAUGUUCUGCAUUUCCUAUAAUGUGAGAUUGCACGGAUGUAAUGUUCAUCAUUUGAUCAAUGACAAUGCCCUCUAUAUU
This is a messenger RNA of Lycium ferocissimum, 1430 nucleotides long. Its product is annotated as tobamovirus multiplication protein 1. The transcript has 11 exons. NCBI's taxonomy places the organism in Eukaryota, Viridiplantae, Streptophyta, Magnoliopsida, Solanales, Solanaceae. Gene Ontology annotation, cellular component: plant-type vacuole membrane. The record is from RefSeq and is a predicted model, not a curated record. The coding region runs from base 170 to 1027 and encodes 285 amino acids.